Molecule: messenger RNA, 1356 nt
Organism: Paramuricea clavata
Lineage: Eukaryota; Metazoa; Cnidaria; Anthozoa; Malacalcyonacea; Plexauridae
Source: the annotation of a GenBank genome assembly
AUGCACGGUGAAAAGAAAUGUUUCGAUUGUGAUGUGUGCAAGAAGACAUUUACUAAAUUUGCUAGUUUGGUGUUGCAUAAAAGAUCUCACACUGACAGUCAGCCUUAUGAAUGUGAUGUUUGUAAAAGAAAAUUUAAAUUUUCUACCAAUUUGAGAAAGCAUAAAAAGGCACAUCCUAGAGAUGACAAAUCUUCUCACGAGUGCGAUGAUUGUGAUAAGACGUUUGAUAAAUCUGAAGAUUUAGCAGAACAUCAAAGAAUGCACAAACCUUAUGAAUGUGAUGUCUGUAAGAAGAGAUUUAAACAUACUAGCAGUUUGCGACCGCACAAACGAACGCAUACUGGCGAAAAACCGUAUGAGUGCGAGGUUUGCAAAAAGCGAUUCUCUCAUUCAAGUAGUUUAGUUGUUCAUAAAAGAUUGCACAGUGGGGAAAAGCCUUACAAAUGCGAUGUUUGCAGUAUGAAAUUCAGGGGGUCGAAAAACCUAGUUAGGCAUAAACGAACGCACACUGGGGAAAAGCCUUAUGAAUGUGAUGUUUGCAAGAGAAGAUUUUGCCAAUCGAACGAAUUGAAACGCCAUAAGAGAACGCACACCGGCGAAAAACCUUAUGAAUGUGACGUUUGCAAAAGGAGGUUUGCAGAGUCGGGGCAAUUAACGCAACAUAAAAGAUUGCACACGGGUGAAAAACCUUAUGAAUGUGACAUUUGCAAGAAACGAUUUGCUUACCAUAGUGGCAUGAUGACACAUAAAAGAGCACAUGCUGGGAUCAAACCUCAUGAAUGCGAUGUUUGCAAAAAGAAAUUUUCAUUACCGAUUCAUUUAGUAGAACAUACGCGAACACAUACUGGGGAGAAACCGUAUGAAUGUGACGUGUGUAAAAAAAAGUUUGCACGAUCAUCUGAGGUGAAAAGUCAUAAAAAAAUUCAUGACUUGAAUAAACCUUAUGAAUGUGGUGUUUGCAAGAAAAGGUUUUUUAAACCAAUCACCUUGGAAAGACAUAAAAAGCGACACAAUGCAAGACCUCAAAUUUAUGAAUGCGACGUUUGCAAGAGGAAAUUUGCUUACGAAGGGAACCUAAUGCAGCACAAGAUGACGCAUUUGAAAGAUGUUCCCAUCUUGUGUAAAAUUUGCGGCAAAGAAAUUUGUAAAUCGCAAGACAUGAAAAAAGCUAAGAUGUUAAAGUUGAUCCCACUCAAGGCGAAGACUCAUGGUCCUGACGCAUCGUAUCAAUGCAAUACGUGUCAAGAAAUACAAUCAGCCGGAACUGGCUAUGUCUGUUCUUUCUGCGGCUGUGGGUUUGAUGCCCUGAGUGAACUUCAAGAUCACAUGGUUAUACACAAUGCUAAGUCUGACUAG